Messenger RNA from Gregarina niphandrodes, 963 nucleotides. RefSeq names its product putative membrane protein. The coding region runs from base 1 to 963 and encodes 320 amino acids. Gene Ontology annotation, molecular function: metal ion transmembrane transporter activity. The transcript has a single exon. The record is from RefSeq and is a predicted model, not a curated record. NCBI's taxonomy places the organism in Eukaryota, Apicomplexa, Conoidasida, Eugregarinorida, Gregarinidae.
AUGCCGGUGUCGUUUCUAUCGUCGAUCGCCUCGGCGGCGGGGGUAACAAUGGUGACGGAGUCGGGCGACAAGACCUUCUUUGUGUGUGCUCUUUUGGCCGCGCGGGGGAGCAAGCUGAAGGUUUUUUGUGGCGCCUACUUGGCUUUGGUGGUGCAGACGGUGGCUUGUGUGCUAGUGGCGGAAUUGUUCGCGAAUCGGGCUCGGUCAAUUGCUUACCGAAGGUACCGGUGGGACCUGAUUAUCGGUGGCGCUGCGUUGCUCGUCUUUGGUGUGCUCGGGAUCUGGGAAGGUUUGAGGAAGCCGCCGGUGCCGAACGAGCAGGAGUUGGAGGACGACCAAGAGAUGGAUAACCUGGACGACUUUAUUGCGGGGCUCGACGCAGACAAGCGCAAGACAUCGCGGCUGAGCCAGAUCCUGGAGCACGUCCAGCACAACCAGGACGCGCUGCUCAAGCUGGAGACCCUCGCGGACGACGUCUACACCGACCUGGAAACUGCCAACCCCUGCAGCGACCACGGCUCACAUGGUUCACCUGACCACCACGGCCUGGACAAGACUGCCUACCGUCCCCGAGAAGAACUCCAAGACCCUCUCACCGGCCGCCGGUUCUCAGCCUACUCCCAGAGCCUCAAGACCCUCAACGACGCCGCCACGCUCAUCCACAACACGGGCGCAGAUGGACGCAUCAUGCUCAAGGCCUUCAGCGCCGUCUUCGCUGCUGAACUCGGCGACCGUUCCAUGUUCUCCACCAUCGCACUUGCCGCCACCGAAAACGUCUGGGGCGUUACCAUCGGCGUGCUCAUUGGCCACUUUUGCGUCAACCUAGCCGGCGUCUGCUGCGCCUCCCUAAUCUGCCGCUACGUCUCCGAACGCACCACCACCCUUUUCGGCGGUUUCCUCUUCACGGUCUUCGGCCUCGUCUCUCUCUACGAGGCCCUCCAAGUCUACCUCACAGCCCCUUAG